Molecule: messenger RNA, 1745 nt
Organism: Gadus morhua (Atlantic cod)
Lineage: Eukaryota; Metazoa; Chordata; Actinopteri; Gadiformes; Gadidae
Exons: 13
Coding region: 267-1565 (432 amino acids)
Source: RefSeq, a predicted model, not a curated record
AUGUUCAUCUUGGACCCUAGAUGAUAGUCCUGUGGGUAACCAGUAGAGUACACACACAGAGUCAUGGUCUGAUUCCACGUUCACCUGCGGUGUGUGAUUACAUUACGGCAUCCCCUGAUCCAUUACAUCAUGUAAUUACCACUACAGGUGAAAGACUAAAUGCCACAGGGUCGUUCAUGGUUGACGUGUGUGGUGAACAGGUGUCCCAGGGCCAGGGGGUGAGACAGUGUCCUAAAGACUGUAGCCUCCUUCUAUGAAGCUUCACCAUGAGGUCUGAGGGCAGAGAGGUUCCCAGCAGGUCCAGCGUGCUACCCUCCAUCCUGGAUUCCUAUGCAUCACCUGCGGGCUUCAGCAAGGGAAAGAAUGAAGACAACCCGCGCAGCCGCAGAAGCGAGGUUGUGCGAGAUGACGAUGACCUCAACCGGGAAGCCAACGAAAGGCGGCAGGCCCUGUGCGAGCGACGCCAUCUAGAGUCGUACAGGAACGUACGUCGCCUCAGAGACGCCCUCUACCGGCGUUACAUGGACCUGCUCCAGAAGAAGGUCCACUCCCAGCGGCUUGAGAUGCAGAGGCGAGCAGAACAGCCCAGAUCCAAACCGGUGAAAGACAUCCAAUGGAAGAAGGAGCGGCUGGGCUUCUCCCGCCUGCAGCACGACGCCUCGUACCUGGAGGCCCUGCCCAAGACCAGCUUCUACCUGAUCCUGGAGCUGCAGAACCAGCUGGUGCAGCGGGGGGUUCUCAGGACCCGGGUGGACCUGGAGGACUUUGGGGGCCGCAUCGACUACCACCGGGGUCCUCAGUGCAUUCAGGACCACCUCCAGGAGAUCAGGCAGAAGAUGAUCCCUGAGGACCCAGUAGCAGGGUGGAUGGCCCCUGGAUCCCCCAGGUCUGAGGGGGAGAGCAGACCAGAGCACCAGCCUCUCUACCCCAGGCCUGAGGAGCAGGACAGUGUGAGUACACCAGAGUCUGGUUCCGGGGGGAGUGGAGCAGAGCCGGCCUUCAGCAGCACCCUGGAGCAGGAGGCAGAGCGAAUGUUUCCCAAGAUGAAGGUGCCACGGUUUGCGGCUCUGCAGCCCGGCUUCGGGGUGAACCUGGAGAGCAAGGUGGUUGAAGUGCUGAGGUUUCCGGACAUCCCGAAGAAGAGCAGGAAGGCGGCGAUGCACCAGAGACACCUGAGACACAUGUAUGACGCCUCCCUCACCAACAUGGCCGUCUCAAGGAGACUGCUGGACGGGGAGAGAGACACUCUGGGCAGGCCGGAGGCGGCCGCCAGCCAGGAACCGGUUCAGAGUGUGUCUUCCAGAGGCUCCACUCAGGAGAAGACCGAGAGCAGCAGGGCAUCGGGCCAGCCCUGCCUGUUCCUCCUCACGUCUCUACCUUCACCCAGCGCUCAGAGCCGUCCAAUCCGCUCGCCCCGAGAGAAAAGCAGAAUGUCCUCUCAAAGAAUACACAGGUUUAAAACAAGGGACCCUCUGUCCUUGGAGGAUGUGUGCCGACAAAGAGACGUGCAGAUAAUCAACCAUGUGGAGAAGCUUUGGAGUAACUAUAUAGGAAACAGUUACUGAAGAUUACAAUAUAUAUUAAGCGAUAGAACAUUUCAAAUGACAGAUUAUUGUGUCUAAGGAAUGCAUUUCCUGUCAUCUUCCGCUCAGUUUGCAUUUGUGUGGAAUAGUAUAUAACACUUCAAUAUAACACUUUUUGUCAAUGUAUAACAAUGUAUAGUAUCAUAUAGGCCCAAUUUAAAG